Molecule: messenger RNA, 1224 nt
Organism: Tachyglossus aculeatus (Australian echidna)
Lineage: Eukaryota; Metazoa; Chordata; Mammalia; Monotremata; Tachyglossidae
Gene: C1H3orf70
Product: chromosome 1 C3orf70 homolog
Exons: 2
Coding region: 1-843 (280 amino acids)
Source: RefSeq, a predicted model, not a curated record
AUGAGCGCGGCCCCCUCGGACCCCGCCGCGGUCCCGGGGACGGGGACGGACCCGGAGACGGUCCCCGCCGCGGUCCCCGUCGCGGUCCCCGCGGCGGCGGUGCGGGUCCCGGGCGGCGGCCGUGGAGCGAAGAGCGGGAAAGUGUGGGAGGCGCAGGCCCUGGCCCGGCGCUGCGCCGCCCGCAGCCCCGACUUCCAGCCGUGCGGCGGCCUGCCCAUCUGUCACACCCACAGCCACGGCAGGUGCUUCAAGCUGCACUGGUGCUGCCAUCUCGGAUGGUGCCACUGCAAAUACGUGUAUCAGCCCAUGACCCCCGUCGAACAGCUUCCAAGCACCGAAAUUCCCGCCAGGCCCAGAGAGCCCACGAACACCAUCCAGAUCUCGGUCUCCCUCGCCGAACACUUUUUGAAAUUCUCAUCGGUCUUCCAGCCCCCCCUGCCCCCCGACUCGCCAAGGUACUGUACCAUUUCAGACCUCUUCAUCGACAACUAUCAGGUUAAGUGCAUCAACGGGAAGAUGUGCUAUGUUCAGAAGCAGCCGCUUCCCCAUCCCCCGAAAGUGAGCCCGGAGGAGCUCCCUGCCCAAGGUGCCUUAGCUUCGAAAGAGAACGAUACGCCAAAAAUAGAUCACUGCUCUUCUCCCUCGAGCUCCGAGGACUCGGGCAUCAACGCGAUCGGGGCUCACUACGUGGAGUCUUGCGACGAGGACACCGAGGAAGGAGGGGAAUUGAGCUCGGAAGAGGACGACAGCCCGGAGAGCAGUUGGGAGCCGGAUGAAUGCACCCUUCUCUCGCCGUCGCAGUCCGACCUGGAAGUGAUCGAAACGAUAGAGACCACGGUGUGAGACGGCUGACCCAUCGGGCCCGCGCCGAGGGAUGUUGCCCGUCAAGUUUUUUGUACCUUUCUGUCUGGCGGAUUUGUUUUUUCCAACGCAGACUUUCUAACCCGCAUCUAAUGAAAGUUAACACGUGCGCUGAUGAGGCGUACGUAUUCCUGGGUCUGUCUGACGGAUGGUUUUAAUAUAUCUGAGCUUUCUUAAAUCUAACUCGUAACAAUAACAGAUUUGUUUUAGUACGAAAGGUGUUUUUCUCUUUUAACUCGUCACCCUGGUCGUGAAUUAAGACUCACGAGUUUCAUCCUGUGGGCACUUGAGAAAUUGAUUUUUUUUAGUGGUAUUUAUUAAGAGCUUACUAUUGCUGGGCACUCUAUUAAGCGCUAGGGUAGA